AGAUUUUUUGUGUGUUCGAGGAACUGUACUAGUUCACAUUACAUAUCAUAAAGUGCUGUUCAUCUUCCAUAUCAACUUUGAAUAAAGCUUUUCAAAGCAGCAUUUAUUCUUAAUAUCACAACUUUAAACUAAUUCACCAAAUUUUUUAUAUAUUGAUUUACUCUACAUACUCUCUUAAGUUUUUCUAGUUUGAGACUUUGGAAUGUCGACCUCAAGGUCACCCGGUAUUCCUUGAUUUCUUUCUUCACCGGUUGGCUGGUGUAUCAGGGUGGUGCGUGUGGGCUAUAACACGUUGAGUUCCGCCAAGUCAGUUUCUUUUUACUGCGGUUCAACUAUGUCUACUUUGGUACUGUCAAGAUAAAAGUUGUUCACAUUUUCAACAAGUUUAAUUACCGGUACUGCAUAAUAAUGAAUGAUCUAAGCUGCAAUAGUAUUUGUCAGCUGCUGUGCUGUCCUCCGUUGCCAUCCAAGAUUGCAGCUAAGCUAGCUUUUAUGCCACCACCCCCAAGCUAUAAGCUGACAGAACAAAUAGAUGAGGGGAAAACAUCGUACAGCUUUACACUUGCAUCAUACUUGAAGGAAUCAUUCAUUCAUUUCGUACCUGAGAAUAUGGAAUCCAUGAAAGCAACCACCAGAAGAGGAAACGAAAUUGCAAUUCUUUAUAUGCCUAUCAAUUCUUCAUCAAAACUGACUUUCUUGUUGAGCCAUGGAAAUGCUGUCGACUUGGGACUAAUGUUACACUUUAUGUAUGAAUUGGGGAGCAAGCUGAAUGUUAACAUAAUGUGCUAUGAUUAUUCUGGCUAUGGUGUAUCCACUGGAAAACCUUUGGAAAAGAAUUUGUACGCAGAUGCUGAGUGUGCACUGAAUGUUUUACGGACGAAAUACUCAGUACCUCUAAAUCAAAUCGUUUUAUAUGGCCAAAGCAUUGGGACUGUUCCAACAAUCCAUUUGGCCACCCUUCAUCGAGUUGCAGCUGUUGUACUUCACUCGCCGUUAAUGUCUGGAUUAAGGGUGGCUUUCCCAAGACUUAAACGGAACUACUGUUGUGACGUUUUCUCUAAUCUUGCACGCACACCAAAAAUUAUAUCACCUACUCUUGUGAUUCAUGGAACACGUGAUGAAGUUGUGAAUGUUACUCAUGGUUACCGUAUAUGUUCUGCUCUGGCAGGUCACUUAUUGUUGGAUCCUCUUUUCAUUGAUGGGGCUGGACAUAAUGACUGCGAACUUUUCCCUCAGUAUCUGUUGCGUCUAACUAAAUUGGUUACCGUGGAAUUGCCUCAGUUGUUGCUGAAUUCUAAUUGCUCAGAAAGUGUAAAAGUUCCAACUGCGGAAUCAACCAAACUCCUAGGAAAAACUAAAGGAGAUAGUGAGACAGAUUUAUCAAAUUCGGAUUCUAUACCAGUUUCUUUAAAUUCUCAUGGAUAUUUUAGCAUAAAUGGUAAUACAAUUGAUGCAGAAGAAGAAAAGUUAACGAAGUCAUUUAUUUCUCACCCUGAUCGUAAUGUCGCUUCAAAUUCGAAGUCCAGUAGAAUGAGUGUUGUUAAGGUUUGCGAAGAAGUAACUCUUGAUGAAAACAAUGAUUCUUUUGGAAAAACUAGCCCAGUGUCAUCACUAUCAUCACAUGAAUGUUCUGAGUUUGUUGAUGACAAUAGCGUUUCCCUUCUUACUAACAAUGAACUUCCGAAGAACUCUGACUAUUGUCCACCAAAAACUGAAGUUACUAAAGAAUCAAUGUUACAAGAAAAAACGACUUAUUCCAAGUGUUCAUUACCUACAAGGGAAUAUCCUGAUGGAUCAGUCGAUGAACUUUAUUCAACUUCCUCGAAUGUUUACGACCUCACACUCCCUCCUCCUCCUCCACCACCACCACCAACAAGUGGCGAUAUGGACUUCUUUCGAUCUUCUGAAGUUUUGUGGUCACUCCAUAGUCAGAAGAACGGCAAGACACAUACACUACCUCGAAAGUUAACAUCAAGGCUUUUGGAGACUGAAAUUGAUCAGAAUAAUCCACAUAUUUCAACAAAAAUGUGGACAUUACCUCGUGAUUUUCCCUCUGAAAAAGUUGGUCAAAUUUCUGACUACACAUUUUUAGGUACAAUGCUGAGUAGUAAUUCUGAAUCAGAAUUAACAUCGGACACUUAUGAUCCAGUAUUAAAACAAGAUUCACCAAAAUGUAUAAAUGAAACUGUACCUACACUAACUUAGGGUCUUUCUUAAAUCUUCAGUACACGAAAAAGCUAUAUUGCAAUAUAUUCAGUCAUAAUAUUUUACCGAAUCCCAUUUUUUUUUAUUAAUUUGUACUAUCUUUCUCAGUCUGUUUUUCUUAGAAAUUCUUAAUACCGGUACUCUAUAACAAACAUUCUUACUUCUUUCUGUGUUCCAGAUAAAAUGUAUUUAUUGUUUUUGAUCUCUUGUUGUAGUUAUUGCAUGUAUAUGUAAUAAUGUUGUUUGAGCACCAUCGAAUUUUUUCACUACUAGGUUAUAUAUGAUGCUUACUGUAAAAAGAUAAUAUGUACCGAAUAUAUAUUUCAAUGCUUUGAACUGUUGAUUAUUUCAAUUAUAAAGUAAUAAUUACUUUAUAACCAACGAUUUUUUAUUUUUCUGUUUAAGUAAUAAGUGAAACGACCUAUUUUAGUGUCUGUUUUUGAAUAAUUAAUAGAAUAUAUGGUUGAUCCGAGUAAAUUUUGUUCCUGGAUUUAUCACGUUUCAUCGUCGUAAAACGUCUGUGAAUUUACUGAAUGAAAAAUUAUGUACAUUGGUUCUCAGUAAGUCUUCUGGCUGUCGAAUCGUAACGAAGUUAGUUAGGACAGUGUCUGAAACAGCUUCUGUGACUUCCAUGUACCAGAGUAUAUAUCAAAUUCAUUCUUUGAGGGCUAGUCAUACUAUUACCCAGUCACGUCUGCUGGAGUUGGUGGAGCGGGAUUGUCACCACAAACUGGUUGGCUGAAAGUCAGGUGCUAAAGCCAGUGUAGACGUCUUAAUAGUUGUUCAUUACCAACAACAGACGUGAUCAAAUAGGUGCUAAAACUAGUGAAAUUUUCACAACAGGUUGCUUUCAAUGCUUAUCCUAUUUUAGUUUUUAAUCAUCUGAUUAGUUUUGUCAAGGCAUUUCAGUGCAUCCAUAGUGUGGUUGUUAAUAUACCAUUACAAAUAUGAAAGUAUAUUUUAUUGAUUUGAAACACUUGCUUCGGUGCAGGGAGGUAAACACACAGAAUUACUAAAACAACAAUAUAAGCAAAAGAAAAUUAGAAAAAUUGAGAGGUAGCGUCAUGAAAGCAAGUAAGGUGACUUGUCCAUAUCAUCACUCCGUGUUACUUUUAAAAAGAGAUGGAAAUCGCCAUAUUGGAUUAAUGUCUCGAGUCAUUGAGUCGGAUGACGCCCCGAAAUGUCCGCCCAGGGAGUCGUGAUGCAUCAACUGAUGCCAAGCCAACACAUCCUUCACCCCGUGUCAUGAGGUGACCACGUCUCCGCUUUUCCCACUCAGUCCUGGGGCUAUGAAAUAGUGAAUGGGGUGAAAGCUACCAGGAUCAGUGUCCCAAAAGGACACUUGUUGGAAAAUGACCACCAUCUCCAAACACGCUGUUGGACUUUAGAAUUAUGUACACGGUGAUGCCAUCGGAUGGAAGCAGUUCUACGGAGAUACUGAUGACCGGACAUGAAGGGUCGUCGUACUUUCUCAAUUCUGAGGGGUUUGAUUUUGCAAACGCAAAGCAAGAAUGUGCGUAUAGUAGCGUUGCAAAUCUGACAUUUCACAGUCACACUAACAUCAUGGUGUUAUAUGUGAUCCAUGAUGACAUUUUACUCUGGGUUUAACUUACUCAUCACAGUUCCACCAGGAAUCACAAAAUUACCUGGGUACAAUAACUUUUCGACUAUUUCUAAUAGUUGUAAUUUAACAUUUUAGAACAGCAUAUUGGACCGGAGUUCAAAUCUACCUCCACAUACUUCAGCCUCGAUGACUUGGUAGUAUUGAAAUCUCUAAAAUAUCACAUAUUCUUCAUGGUUUAUUAGUUAACUGUUCUUAUAACGGGAAGCUAAACUACAUUCUGGAUUUUUCGGAUUUUAUGUUAGGAGAUUUUCACUUGCUAACUCAUAUGAUUCGUUUUAA
Trichobilharzia szidati is the source of this 4108-nucleotide messenger RNA. NCBI's taxonomy places the organism in Eukaryota, Metazoa, Platyhelminthes, Trematoda, Strigeidida, Schistosomatidae. The record is from the annotation of a GenBank genome assembly.